Neodiprion virginianus is the source of this 700-nucleotide messenger RNA. It is a transcript of the gene jagn, whose product is annotated as protein jagunal. The transcript is spliced from 4 exons. The coding region runs from base 91 to 669 and encodes 192 amino acids. Gene Ontology annotation, cellular component: endoplasmic reticulum membrane. Gene Ontology annotation, biological process: endoplasmic reticulum organization; vesicle-mediated transport. The record is from RefSeq and is a predicted model, not a curated record. NCBI's taxonomy places the organism in Eukaryota, Metazoa, Arthropoda, Insecta, Hymenoptera, Diprionidae.
UACCUGAAAACUUUUUGGCAAAGACAGGCUGCACGAGUUUUUGAACUAAAUUAGUAAUCGGAGGUACACAACGUUCGCUUACGGAAUAAUAUGGCUUCGAAAUUAACCGCAUCUCAGGCGUUGGGCACAGAUGGUACUGAUUUUUUACACAGACAACGAAUCGCCGCACAGUAUCAAUUCAGCGCCAUGAAUAAGUCCAGAUUAAAGUAUUGUAUAUUUUUCCACUAUUUACUAUUUUUUGUAAUGCUGGCGAAAUUAUCCGCUGACAUACUUGAUCACUUGGAUAUAUUUGUGUUGGAAAUUGAAGAGCUACAAAUACCACAGCCGCUCUGGUGGGAAUACAUAUGGUGCGGAAGCUUAUUACUUUCAUUUUUAGCUUUAUCUGCAAUACGCUACAAUAGAAUUAAGACAAUACAGAGGUAUAUGUUUGGAAUUGUGGUACUUGGUUAUGGUCCACUCAUCUAUGGUGUAGUAUACUAUUUCAAAGAUGUCUGGACUUAUUUGACUACAAACGACAAAGAAAAUAUACAAAUUUGGCAGGGAAUGCCAUAUGGGUUACUAUGGUAUGCAUUUCUGCUUCUUGCCUCUCAAGUACAUUUCUUUUCGUUAUACUUCUCCUGGAAUCUCCAGUCAGCUUGGAAAGCUCGUGGAUCGAAAAAAACUGAGUAAAGAUAUGUUCAAGGAGUUCCAGUGAGAACGA